AUGGCUCGAGGCAGAGGUCGAGGUAGCGGAGGUCGUGUAGGAAAGUCCUCAUUAAGGUAUGAUUCUACUGGUCGUGCAAACAUGCCUACCAUUCCCAUUCCCACCACAGUUAGUCCUCAACAAGGUGGUACACCACCGGUUCAAGCCUCAGAUAUCGCUCGAGGAAAAGGUCGAGGUAGCGAAGGUCGUGUAGGAAAGUCCUCACUUAGGGGUGAUUCUGCUCGUCAUGCAAACAUGCCUACUAUUCCUAUUCCCACCACGGUUAGUCCUCAACAAGGUGGUACGAGUUCCAUAGGUGGGCCAGAUCCUAUAAACCAUGUUCAAACUUUAGGUACGCCACCGGUUCAAGCGUCAGAUCACGGUAGUAACCCAACCAUCCCUGAAUUAUCUCCCAUUACACCUGAUCUGAGCAGCCCAGUAGAUGAGGGUACAUCAAACCAUAGCAACACUGUCAGCGAAGAAGAGUCCAGUAGUCGUCGUAGGCAGCGGACACUUACACUUGUUACUCUUACUCCUGCAGGGUUGGAACCUUCUAAAGAAUGCUCUAAUACCAUAUCCGCAUCUUUCAAAAAUCAACUUGAUCCCAAUGGAAUCAAUUGGAAAGGUGUCUCAGAAGAUACUAGAAAUUUUUAUUUUGGGGAAUUCAAGAAGACAUACCAUUGGGACUCUUCGAUUCCUGAGAGUGUAAUCAGAAAACAUUGGAAUACUAAGGCAGCAACAAAGUAUAAGAAUUUCAUUAGCAAAAUUAAACAAAAAAGGAUUAAGCCGGAUUAUGUGUCUGAUAAUGUGUGGGAACGUUGGUUGCAACUUUGGGCGGAUCCUAAGUGUGUCGAAAAGUCAGAAAUAAAUGCAAAGAAUCGGUGUGGAGGGAAAGAAGUUGCUGCCGGGACUCACACGGGUGGCUCUAUCUGCAUUGGGGAGCAUCGCAAGAGACUUGCUGUUGCAAAAGGUCGAGAUCCAACACCAGCAUAUUAUGAAGUUGUUGGGGGAACAAGGAAGAGAAGAAUAUAUGGUCUUGGAUCUCAAGCACAAAGUUACUAUGGGCCGAAUCUUUGCGUCAAUUUUGGAUUUAAUGCUUCAGCAUCAGCAGCACCUUCAACUUCUCAAUCAGCACCUACAGAAAAUAUGGAGGAGUUAGCACGCGGAGUGAUUUCUUCACCAUCAGAUCAUCCAAAUACUCCUAUCGACAAACCAUCAGUUGUGGCACCCAUAGUGCCUCUUCCUACUACUGCUAACGUUGACGAUGUUGAUCCUUUAGUUUCUGAUGAUGAUCGUUUCGACAAACUUACUGUUGAAUGUCCAACUUCCGGUAUUAGUAUCGUUGGAUGCUUAUUCUAUUGGACAGGAAACAUGUGGAUAUACAACAUGCACAUUAGAGAACAACAUAAUUCUCUAAAGGAUCUACAGGCUGUUACAAACAUAAGAGCAAAGAAACAACGAAAAAGGGCCAAAAAUGCCCUUGGACAAUCUCAAGGGGUCUAA
Lycium barbarum (goji berry) is the source of this 1482-nucleotide messenger RNA. RefSeq lists its product as uncharacterized. Bases 1 to 1482 code for a protein of 493 amino acids. The transcript is spliced from 8 exons. NCBI's taxonomy places the organism in Eukaryota, Viridiplantae, Streptophyta, Magnoliopsida, Solanales, Solanaceae. The record is from RefSeq and is a predicted model, not a curated record.